GGAAGAGGAAGCGGAAGUGCUGGCCACCCCGGGAGCGUCCACCCGAGUCGGUGGUGAGCUCCCGGGACAGUUGCCAUGGAAGGGUCUAGCGAGCCGCUGCUGGAUGCUAAGGCCGAGGUCGCCAACCAGCUUCUAGAUUUUCAGUGGAAACUAGGCAUGGCUGUGAGCUCGGACAGUUGCAGAUCACUUAAGUAUCCUUAUGUUGCCGUGAUGCUAAAAGUGGGAGAUCGUUCAGGCCAAGUAAAAAACAAGUCUUUUGAAAUGACAAUUCCACAGUUUCAGAAUUUCUACCGACAAUUCAAGGAAAUUGCUGCAAUUAUUGAAACUGUGUGAAAACUGAUUAGUUGGUUGAUAAAUUGCUAUCAUCAUCCUAAAAUCAUGGACUUCACUUUCUACAACAAAACUGCAUAAGGAUCAAAUUAUAUUUAUUGAAUGACAAUUGUACGUUUGUUUUUCCUUUUUUUUAAUUAAAAAAAAUCAGAUAAAUAG
Rhinolophus ferrumequinum (greater horseshoe bat) is the source of this 489-nucleotide messenger RNA. RefSeq names its product COMM domain containing 6 (gene COMMD6). The transcript has 4 exons. Bases 76 to 333 code for a protein of 85 amino acids. The record is from RefSeq and is a predicted model, not a curated record. Lineage: Eukaryota; Metazoa; Chordata; Mammalia; Chiroptera; Rhinolophidae. Gene Ontology annotation, molecular function: NF-kappaB binding.